CGCCCUUUGGAGGACAAUACCAAAAUUGGGGGCGAGGGAGAGGAAGAUGGAAAGUUAUACUUAUAUGUGAAGGGGCGGCAAUAUGUGGUUAAUUUUUUGUUUUCAGAAUUACCUUUGACUUAAUUUUCACUACAGUUUAAAAAAGAUGAUGGAAAAAACGGACGGUAAAUAGAUAGGUUGUCAGUCUUGACAUUCUUUAAACUUUAAGGGGUCGUUUGCUAUAGUUAUUUGAAUGAGCCAUUUGGUCUCAAAUGACUUAAAUUGAGUUAUUUGGUAACAAAUGACUCAUUUGCUGACAAAAAACUGCAUGAGUCAUUUGGCUCAUACAAAAGACUCAAAUUACUCUAUUGAGUCAUUUACAAAUGCCUCCUAUCUAUGAGUCAUUAUCAAAUGACUCAUUAUUUUAGCAAAACUAUUCAAUUAUAUUCUUGUCACUUUUUCAUAAACUCACUUUUACCCUUGCGUUUCUAUUACUUAUUUCCCCUACCAUUCUUUUGUCUAUUACCAAUUUUUUUUCUUUCCGCCAAAUUUUACGAGCGGUGAUGGGGUUCAUCCAUCUUAUCGUCUACAUUAUUUUCUCGUGACUCUACAUCUUCGUGUCAUUGGAGUUUCCUCCUUCAAGAAUAAGUCGUAAUUGGCCCGAAUGUGAGACUCCUAGAGUCGUUAGCUUUUACAAAGAAACUAGAAUGGAAAUCGCACUUCCCUGCGGUAGACGUGAAAGUAUUGCGAGUAGAAAAUUGCUUUGGAAGUCCAUGGUUUCAAGUGGUAACAAAUGGUGAUACCCAGGACGACCGUACUCCAGACGAUUUCUGAGCUCUGUGAGAAAGUCUAAGGCGACGUUGAAGGCCAGGACAGCCGAUAAGUUUUCUUUCGAAAAAAUCUAAUCGUAGUGAAGAAAGGAGCUCCAUUUGCUGGCCUCUUCGUUUUUCGCCUCUAGUGAGUUUCGCAUACUCUUCAAAGCUUCUUGUUGUGGCUUUUGAUUUUGGAUCGUAAGGUUAAUAUAGUGGAUUGUCUCCUUUUUUUGAUUCAGUGUUUAAUUUAAAGGCGGGAAAGCGACAGAGCAAUAUCGAGAAGGAACCACUGCUUUCUGGGGAAGUCUGGUUGUCGCGAUUUUGCCCCUUAAUCUGACAGUGAGAACCUCCUUCUCCUGGUUAUAAUCGCAUUUACAUUCUUGGAUUGUGAAAUCCCCAUCAUAGAAUAAUGGUUUCUAUGGAUGUUUAUUUGGAUGGUAGUGAGUAAUAAAGUAUAAAAACAGUAGGUUAAUACGCAAUUAGUGGUGAUUUGUCCAUGAUAUUGUUAGUCAUGUUUAUGUUCAGAUGGCUUACUCGUGGGAAGAAUUGGUGGGGGAGAAUGAUCCAGGACAACCGGGAGACUCACCUGAUAGCUUUGUAGCAGAGGAUGGGGCUUAAUCUGUGGCUAGAGAAGUCUUCCACGUCUACGACUAUGACGAUGUAGACACUUCAGAUGAUGAGUAUCAUGCAGCAAGGGCAAUCUAAGGGCAUACAGGGAGAUGAAAAAAAUUAGGUGAAGACCAUGUCUGAUUAUCAUGGGGAGGAGGUUGAGCAGCUAGAUGAGUUUGAAGAAGAGGAUAGUCAUAAUGAAAGAGAUGAUGAAGCUGGUGCUGCCGAAUAUGGUGAUGUUUAGGCAGACCAUGUUAGUACGAGAACUGAGCAAGCAGGCAUGAACAAUGAAGAGCCUCCCGCACAUGAAGUCAGGGGAGAGACUUCCCAACAUUCUAGCUAUCGUCUUUCUGAAGAUUCAGAUCAUGGAAGAGGUAAUUUUUCGGAUGAGGAUGGUGGUGAACCAUUUGCUAAUGCUCCCCACUAUGAUCCUACAUGUGAUCAUUCUCAGUUUCAAUUUGUUCCUCGUCUGAAGUUUGCAAGUGUAGAACAGUUCAAGAAUGUAGUGGUGUUGCAUUCUGUAAAAGCCGGAGCUUGCUUGAGAUGGGUGAGGAGUGAACCAUCUAGAAGGGAGGUUAGAUGUAAGGAUAGUCGAUGCAAAUGGAGGGUAUAUGCUAGCUGGUUUAGGAAGAACCAAAGCUUCAUGGUCAGAAAGGUAGGACUCAAUCACUCUUGUGCACGUAAUCUGCGUGUGAAUCAAGCUAUUGUCGCUUGGAUUGCAGCAUAUAUGUUAGAAAGAUUUAGGAUAAAUUCAGAGUGGGCUCCAGGUCAGAUAAUGGAUGAGGUAAAAUUGAAGCACAACAUUGAUGUUAAGAGGAGAACAUGCUACAGGGCAAAGGUAGAAGCUAUAAAACUGUUGAGUGGGAUUUUGGUGGCUGAGUAUGAGGUUUAGCUACAUAGCUUAAAUGCUCAAACAGAACAGAUGUGGGAGAUUCAUUUUGGAGGUGGAACCGCAUUCUAAUAAAGAGAAAGUGUUCUUCAAGAGGCUGUAUGUAGGGUUCUCAUCAAAUCUCCGAGACGGUUUUCUCAUGGGAAUAACCUUACAUCAAAUGGCCAAGAUGGGAAUAACCAGAUGUUCCUAAUCGCUUGGGCAGUGGUGGAGGGUGAAUAUGCAGACUCUUGGAGGUGGUUUUUGAACACGUUGUCGCAAGAAUUAGGAAUGUUAGAUGGAAGAGGCUAGAAGGUUAGUUGCAUUCCUACAUGUGUCAUUUACCUUUACUUUCACACAUUUAUCCUUUGACACAUUACUAGCAGUUUAAUAUUGAAUGGGAUUUCAAUGGCAAGGAUUAGAUAAUGCUCUACAUGAUCUGCUACCUGAAGCUGAGCAUAGAAAGUGUGUGAGGCAUGUCUAUGAAAAUUGAAAAGCAAAAAAUAAGACGGAUGUUGUGCGCAAAUGCUUCUGGAAGGCUGUGUACUCAUGUAAUGAAGUGGAUUGGAAGGCUGCAUGUGCAGAAAUGGAGGCAAUUGAACAAGCAGACCCGAAUUCAACACCCUAUAAGGAUUUCAUGGAUCAAGAGCCUCUGUGGAAAGUAAUAUAUGCGAAACAUGGAAUGGUUCAAUUAUCAAGUAUAGGGGAAUGAGAAUCCAGAAUCGAGAAGGAGAAGGCUUUUGCUAGAUUGUGCAUGUUUAGGCAAACCUUGUAUGACAAGUGCGAGGUUAGGAUGGGGAGUAGAGGGUAUAUAGUGAACCUCCACAGUAGGACCUAUACAUGUGGGUAUUGGGCAUUAAGUGGACUACCAUGCUGUCAUGUUGUAUCGGCCAUCUCACAUUUGAGGAAAGAAGUUGAUGACUAUGUAGCUUCUUCAUACCAUACUCAGCAUAGUUUUAGAUGCAUACAAGGUAGGUGUUCCUUGUUUCGAUGGGAGACAAGCAUGGCCUAAUGCAUCUGGCUACCCUGUCCUCCCUCCUAAACAAAGGGCUAUGCCUGGAAGACCUAAAAAAAAUAGGAGGAAGGCUGCUCAUGAGUUUGAGAUUUGACCUCAAGCGAAUGGAGUUGGUGAGGAAGUCUCGAAGAGGGGAAUCAUAAUCCAUUGUAGGAAGUGUGGUGGAGAGGGCCACGGUGCAAGAACUUGUAAAGCUCCCACUGUUGCUGCGGCACCUAGGGAUGGCAAUGGGUCGGGUUGUGGCGGGUUUUGUCAAACCCAAACCCAUGGGUUAUCCAUCAAAAAAACCCGGGGUAAAACCCGUUGGGUUUGAAAAACUCAAACCAAACCCAACCCGCUGGGUAUCCGCGGGUUUAUGGAUACCCGUGGGUUUUUGCGGUAAAAAUCUACCAUAACAAGUUUCUUUCAAAAUAAAAGUUUAACAUCAAUUUUCUCAUACAAAUUAAUCAUACAAAAAACACCAAUAUAGAGCAUACAAACAACACGCAAAUGAUCAAUACAAAUUGUUCAAAAUU
This is a messenger RNA of Linum trigynum, 3798 nucleotides long. The record is from the annotation of a GenBank genome assembly. NCBI's taxonomy places the organism in Eukaryota, Viridiplantae, Streptophyta, Magnoliopsida, Malpighiales, Linaceae.